UUUGCGUUUGGCGCCCGUCCGAUCUGGUCGGCCAGGUUGACGCCCGCGCGUGUUCGUUCUUGUUCUUCCCGCGCGAGUCCCGCCGGUUGCUAGCAGUGACUAGAGCUAGUAAACAAACUGGUAAUAGGCGCACUGUCGGUACUGUUCGAAGGAAUAAAAGUCCUCACCGUCGCUCCUGAACGUCCCCCCUCAGUGACUCUCUUUUCAGCCGGGUCUUCGUUCGAGUGUAAAGUCACGCGCUGAAUCGCGCUCGUUUCAGCCGGUCUCUCAUCAGUGACCAACGCUGACUAGUUUUCAAUUUUGUCGCGAAGCUCCGGGGAUUUUCUUUGGAGGCAAUUUGGCCUGCCACUUUUGAACGGAGCGGCGGUGCCUGUACUUGUCGUCUCCGGAGUCCGCUGAACCGCGAGUGGGUUCAGCCGGUCUCCGAUUGGUCGAGAAGCGCGGCCAGUGGUGCGACCGUUUCCGUCAUUCUCCCUCUUCCCAUCCAGAUUCUGUAGUGUGCCCGCGUGCAGUUGGUGGUUCGCGUCUUCGCGUUCGGCCCCCAUUUGGAUUUUAUUUCCUCGUCAGCUCAUCGUCCAAGGCCCGCCAUGCGCAUGACCCGGUAGAGGCUCCACCAUGGAAGACAAACCGCGCCCCAACUUCACCUCCUCGGUGAGCAUCGCCGUGCCCGGGCCCGGGCGCCCCGGCCAGGACGAGGUGGACAGGGCCAUGCCGGCCAUGCCGAACCACGGGCACGACAACGCCGCCUUCGAUGCGGACGAGGCCGUCACCAUCUCGGUGCCCGAGGACGGCGCCAGCGGCCCGCUCAACGGCAGCAUGACCUCCACGGCCUCCACCGUCACGGCCGACGGCACCCCCACCAAGACGGCCAAGGACGGCAUGGCCGAGGCCGUCAAACCCGGGGCUGGUCAACAUGAACCCGACUCGGCCGAGGACGUGCGGGACCCCUACGACGAGUACUUCGUGCCCGUCAACGAGCAUCGGAAGUGCAUGAGUCCAAGUCAUGUCACAAUGUCCGUUUUUGGGAAAAUGGCAAGAGAUACCAAUUGA
Thrips palmi is the source of this 1050-nucleotide messenger RNA. RefSeq lists its product as uncharacterized. The coding region runs from base 616 to 1050 and encodes 144 amino acids. The record is from RefSeq and is a predicted model, not a curated record. The transcript is spliced from 4 exons. NCBI's taxonomy places the organism in Eukaryota, Metazoa, Arthropoda, Insecta, Thysanoptera, Thripidae.